Molecule: messenger RNA, 1101 nt
Organism: Trichoplax adhaerens
Lineage: Eukaryota; Metazoa; Placozoa; Uniplacotomia; Trichoplacea; Trichoplacidae
Exons: 10
Coding region: 1-1101 (366 amino acids)
Biological process (GO): primary miRNA processing; regulation of gene expression; rRNA processing
Cellular component (GO): nucleus
Molecular function (GO): ribonuclease III activity; double-stranded RNA binding
Source: RefSeq, a predicted model, not a curated record
AUGGCUGGAAUUUUCAAGUUGAUUCAAGUCGGUCGAUGUUCAGUUCAAUUAUUAACAUGCAAAUCGCUCGGUUCCACCGCAAAUUAUAACAACUUUCAAAAUAUAAUAAAUAAAGCAGUACCAUGUAGGUCAUUAGCAAGUCGUCCCAUUCACAAACGAUUAAGAAAACGUAGCUCUUCCGAUCAAUCUUCUGGUGAUAACCUAGAUAAAUUUAAGCCUCGUUCUGCUUAUGCCAAUUGGAAUUACGAUGCAGAAUUGAGCGCUUUCAUGAAGCGUAUCCAACAAAAUGUAUCUGAAGACAGGCUUAGGAUGGCAUUAACUCAUCACUCUUUCCUUCAUCAAAAUGAUGAUGUUAAUUACAUGGAUGACAACGAUUACAAUACUGGAACUGGUGUUGCAGAUUUUAAAUCUGUAGAAGACGUCUACCAAAGUAAUGAUAGACUUACAAUAUUAGGUUACAAUGCUAUGCGUCACUUUGUAACGGAAUAUGUUUACGUUCGUUAUCCCAAUUUAAAAUCAUCACAUAUUUAUGAUAUGAUCAAUUUCUUUAUGAAUCGUGAUGGAAUGGUAAACAUAGCCCAUUAUUUAGGUAUCGCAGACCUUAUUCGCAGUAAGAUCCUUUUAUAUAACCCUGUCAAAACUCGAAUCAUAUCUGACGUGUUCUGUGCUAUUGUUGGAGCUAUUUAUAUGGAUCUGGGUCCCAUUGAAGCCCGCUCUUUUGUGCAAGAUUUUAUUUUAGUCCAACAGUAUGGAAGAGAAUUCAGCGAUAUAAUCAAAAUUGAACACCCGAUUUUUAUGCUUACAGCGAUUCUGAAGAUGCAACGAAUGCAGCCUUUGGAGGCAAGGCUUUUGAGAGAAAGUGGUCGAGCAACACAUUUCCCUACAUAUGUCGUAGGUGCUUUUAGUGGCAGUAAACUCUUAUCAGAAGGCGCUGGACCAUCUAUCAAAGCAGCCAAAAGUGCUGCAUGCCAAGAAGCACUCUUAAACUACUUCCAGAAAGAAUUUCGAAAUGCCCCAUUACCAUCUGAUCAUGACAACUACCUAGCAGAAGAGGAAAUUAAGCUGGACGUUGCUAAAAUUGAAAGCAGUAACAGUAUUUAA